AUGGCAUCACUCACUCAUACACCGAAGCGACUGGCGCUUUCAUACGUGGUCGACUGGAUCGUCAUCAUUGGCAUUGCAGCAGUUGGUGCAGGCUUCUGGAAGAUAACACCGAACCACAGACCCUUCUCCCCAGUCGACCCUGACAUAUCCUUCCCAUACGUCGAGCAUGAAAAGAUAUCAACAGGCCUCCUUGUCACCAUCGCAUUGGUCAUACCCGCUCUCGUCACGGCUUUUGUGACGCUGGUGUUCACGCCAGGACCUGGCGUGUCACGGGGAACACCAAAGUCACUCAUGUGGAGGAUGAAACUAUGGGAGUGGAAUACUGCUUGGAUGGGACUUGCGCUUGCUCUAGCCACGACGUUCUUUUUCACGGAAGGGCUUAAAAACGUAAUUGGCAGACCAAGGCCAGACCUACUAUCAAGAUGUAAUCUAGAUCCUGCGACUGUGCAGCAAUACGCUCUAGGUGGCGAAGGGAGCCAGCUACCGCUAUGGAACCUCUUGGUCUCUUCUACGGCUUGCCGACAGCCCAAUGCUUCGAAGCUGAAUGAUGGAUUCGCAAGCUUUCCUAGCGGCCAUUCUUCUUGUAAGUCCGUACUCUGCCUUUUGUCCCUAGGCUGGCUAACAGUGCUCUGUCUAGUCUCCUGGGCUGGCAUGUUCUACCUGACUCUCUUCCUCUGCUCCAAAUUCUCCGUCACCAUUCCAUAUUUACUCCCAUACACCUUCGAAUCUUCAACGCAAGAUGCCAAAAGAUAUGAUCAAGGCCUAAUCGACGGUGACUCCGACAACUUCAAAAAUGAUGCUCCCGCAUCCACCAAGAGCAGAUCAGUACCUCUGCGCAAGCAAGCGGCGGCUCCUCCGACUUAUCUUUUAAUCCUACCACUCAUCUGUAUCUCGAUCCCCGCUUAUGUUGCAUCAACGCGUUUUUCGGAUUUCAGGCAUCAUGGAUUUGACAUUAUUUUCGGCUCGUUGAUGGGCACUGUCAUCUCUUACAUUGGCUUCAGGAUGUAUCAUUUGCCUAUCAGACGAGGCGCUGGCUGGAGUUGGGGGCCUAGAAGCGUGUCGAGAGCUUGGGGGAUAGGCGUGGGUCCCCAAGGAUACACAGAUGGAAAUGGAGCUAUGACCAAGAAACGCGAUCUGGAGGCCGCUAACGAACCAAGAAAUUCCGCGUUGGUAAGCUCAGGUGAGGUUUGA
This is a messenger RNA of Letharia lupina, 1191 nucleotides long. RefSeq lists its product as uncharacterized. Bases 1 to 1191 code for a protein of 396 amino acids. The transcript is spliced from 2 exons. NCBI's taxonomy places the organism in Eukaryota, Fungi, Ascomycota, Lecanoromycetes, Lecanorales, Parmeliaceae. Gene Ontology annotation, biological process: phospholipid metabolic process. The record is from RefSeq and is a predicted model, not a curated record. Gene Ontology annotation, molecular function: phosphatidate phosphatase activity.